This is a messenger RNA of Medicago truncatula (barrel medic), 1299 nucleotides long. RefSeq lists its product as uncharacterized. NCBI's taxonomy places the organism in Eukaryota, Viridiplantae, Streptophyta, Magnoliopsida, Fabales, Fabaceae. The transcript has 3 exons. The coding region runs from base 338 to 853 and encodes 171 amino acids. The record is from RefSeq and is a predicted model, not a curated record.
UUUUCCUUAAUUAUGUUUUUGUAUUGAUCAUGUGUCAAAUUGGGUUUUUAGUUCUCUGAAUUGUGGUUGUGUUGAAAAUGAGUGUCUAUGUUCAAUGUACUUAGAACUAAUGUUUUGGGUUUGGUUUUGGGUGUAUAUACAUUCAAUGUAUAUUGCACAAUUUUCAGGACAUGUGUGUUUGAUAAGAUUUUGUUUUGGUCUCUUUUUUAUGAAAAGCUAUAAAACUCAUUUCUACUACCUUUUUGUGCUCUAGUUCAAGUUUAUCACCAAACUUUUCUGAUUUUAAUCUUCAAAACAAAACAACCCCUUUUUGUCGAGGUAAAGUUUUCAAGAAUAAAUGUCGGUGGCGUUCACCAAUCUCUCAUGGUGGUUAUGGAGUGGAAAACAUCAAGAACCAAGAAUCUCCUCAAAAGGGACAUCAAUAAAUUCUUCAACAGAUUUGAACAUGUUGGAAUCUGAGGUAAUGAGAUUUCCUUUGGUGCAAGCAAACAUAGGAUCAUCAUCAAAAAAGGUGAAGAGAAAAUGGAAUAGUAGGGAAGAGAGGAGGAAAGUAGAUAGGGAAUAUGAUGUUGUUCUUGUUCCAUCUGAUGGUGGAUGUGUUUCUGGUUCUGAAUCUGAUGAUUCUGAUUGGUCAAUUGGAUGGUUGGAACCUCAUGGACCUGGUUUUCCAAGUGAUGAUGAAACUGAUAAUAGUUUUGCAGUGUUGGUUCCUUGUUAUGGAAGAGAUUAUGGUAGAAUUGAAGAGGAUACUAAAAGCAACUUACUCAAUGGUGUUGGACAUUUUUUAGAUAGUUAUUCUGAUGAAAGCAAGAAAUAUGUGGAAAACUGGCUAUCUUCUAUUCGAAAUACCUGACACACUAAUCCUCAUCAUUUUGAUCCUGUAUCUUCAUGACAAAAUCCUCUGAUCUUAAGCCAGCAAAUAAUUUGUAUAUUGUAAAUAGUGUAAAAAAAAAAAAGAGCACUGGUAUGUGAUGUGAUGUCUAAUAUGAUUGGUAAACUUCUUGGAUAAUAAUUGAAACCUAUGAGGAGAAGACAUUGUCAAGAAUAAAGCAAUUGUGGUAGUGAUUUUGCAUUGAAAAUGAUGUGUAGCUUCUGUUCUUUUCUUGCUUUGAGUGAGAAUCACAACAAUGUGGUGAAAUUGGGAGCAAGAGAAACAUGUUUGAAGUGUGGUGGUGACUUUGUAGUUUGAAAUUUGUUGAUGUAAAUAUCAAUGUAGAUAUGAGAAUUGAUUGAAUGCUCAAUCAGUGUUCUCGAAUUUGUACAUAAAUUUUGUAUAAUAAUAUAAGUUUAUUUUGUAUA